Haemonchus placei is the source of this 336-nucleotide messenger RNA. Lineage: Eukaryota; Metazoa; Nematoda; Chromadorea; Rhabditida; Trichostrongylidae. The record is from the annotation of a GenBank genome assembly.
AUGGCGCCUCCAUCGAAAUCCGUACCAAUCCCUAUACACAGGUCUGCUUCACACACACCUUCGAUGAUGGUGAACGCCAAGAAGUAUCUGUCCGAUCGACCUCAGCUUUUGGAUUGCCCCAGAUGCAAAAACCAUGGCGAGACUGAGCUGCAUUUUGUGAACGGGUUCUUCACCUAUGUCGCUUUCCUGGUAAUCCUCAUCGCAGGCAUUUUCGUCCUCCCGUUGUUCUUCUUAUGGGUGCCUUUCUGUGUAGAGACCUUCAAGGACGUUGAACACCACUGCCCAUCAUGCAAGGCCUGGAUCGGAACGUACAGACGUCUUGGCAAGAGCACUUAG